This is a messenger RNA of Diaporthe citri, 387 nucleotides long. RefSeq lists its product as uncharacterized. The transcript has 2 exons. The record is from RefSeq and is a predicted model, not a curated record. The coding region runs from base 1 to 387 and encodes 128 amino acids. NCBI's taxonomy places the organism in Eukaryota, Fungi, Ascomycota, Sordariomycetes, Diaporthales, Diaporthaceae.
AUGAUCAGCGGCGGCAAGGGAUUCGCAGAAAAGUCCGAAAGGACCAAGGCCCGGGAGGCCUUCUUCCUGGAAUUCGCAAAGGCCAUCCGCCACAAGUUUGCCGACCUCCCACUCAUGGUCACUGGCGGCUUCCGGACACGUCCAGGCAUGGAGGCCGCGGUGGCAGAGGGUGGCUGCGACAUGGUUGGCAUCGGCCGCCCAGCGAUUACCAACCCCAGCCUACCCACUAACAUAAUCUUUAACAAGGAGGUUAGUGACGACGACGCUAGGCUUUAUCUGAAGAAGGUCCAGGUGCCCUGGAUUGCGAAGAUGAUUUCGCCUGCCGUUGGUGCUGGCGCCGAGAGUGCUUACUAUUGCGCUCAAAUACCCAAGAUGGCUCAGCUGUAG